AUGAUGCAAAAUGACUCUGAACUGCAAUCCUGGUGGAAGGAACUACGAGAAGAGGGUCACGGCGACAAAAAAGAUGAGCCUUGGUGGCCUAAAAUGCAGAAACGCGAAGAGCUGAUAGAAACAUGCACCAUAAUCAUAUGGAUAGCUUCAGCUCUCCAUGCUGCUGUCAACUUUGGACAGUACCCUUAUGCAGGUUUCCUUCCUAACCGCCCAACUAUAUGCCGCAGAUUCAUGCCUAAAAUGGGAACUCCUGAAUAUGAUGAACUUGACUCAAAUCCUGACAGAAUGUUCCUCAAAACAACCACUGCUCAGCUGCAGACCCUUCCUGGCAUUUCCGUUCUGCUAUUACUAGCUCUCCUACCACAAUUUUGA
Molecule: messenger RNA, 372 nt
Organism: Pistacia vera
Lineage: Eukaryota; Viridiplantae; Streptophyta; Magnoliopsida; Sapindales; Anacardiaceae
Product: linoleate 9S-lipoxygenase 1-like
Exons: 1
Coding region: 1-372 (123 amino acids)
Biological process (GO): lipid oxidation
Molecular function (GO): metal ion binding; oxidoreductase activity, acting on single donors with incorporation of molecular oxygen, incorporation of two atoms of oxygen
Source: RefSeq, a predicted model, not a curated record